AUGGAAUAUCCGACCUCGAAGUAUACACACCCCAAUUGGGCUCUCCGGAGUCUUGCCUCACGAAGCAAUUGCUCCCAUAACAGGCACAUUGGCUUGCACAUGCACAGCACAGCGAAUCCUAGAUUUUGGAAAGAACUGCUGGGAAUCUACCCUUUUCGCUCACCGCAAUUCUCUGCCCAGUGCCAUGCUGCAGGAGCAUGGCCGGACGAUACACCGGCCUGCGGUGCCAAAGCAGGGCAAGAGCUUCGUGGCAUGGACAAAAGCGAUGUGAGCACGCGCCGUGCCGCGUCCUUGCUGGUUGCAUGUUAUGUUUCCUGGACCGGUGCUCGUGUCACCGGACAAGAUGAUAAUACUAUGCUUGUUCUUGCUACACCCUCCGCACGAGUACUCUGUUUACACGGCCCGAACAAUCAAUUCACAGCAUGGUUGGAGAAUAUUAUUGACGCCAACAAGUUACACUACGCCACAUCGGAUUGGCGACCGGGGUCUAAACGGACAGACCAAGCGGCAAGCCAUCAAUGCGAACUCCCUGUUCCUGCGCAAACCAUGGCCGGUGGGUCUGCAUUGUUUUUGGACAAGGUGCUACUACACCGCUUUGCUGAUAAAAUGCUGCCGAUCCAACGCCACGACAUGUUUCAAGUCAUCUCCCCGAUGCCGGCCCCUGGCACACCCGUAACGGCGUUGCUUUCUUCUCCUCCACGAUACUUGAACGUCGUCCACAUUGGUCAUAAUUGGAACGCCUCGAUCUUUAUGGCAGCGGCAUUAAACCAGCCUCAAACACUGGAAAUGGUUGACGACAAUGCCUGUUAUGGUUGUAACGGAGCGUCGCCCGCCAAAAAUCACUGCUUGGGCAGAUGCCACGUUGUUCCCUGCAGACCUUUUGUUGAUAUGAAAGUCCAGAACUGGGCCAGCCCAUCUUCCGCCACUGUCCGCAACACCGUCCGUUCAUAUGACGAGCUGCGAAUCUCUUACUCGUCGCUUGCAAAUGAUCGAAUACUCCGUAAGCUUAGUAGAGACUUCUCCUCGAUUUCAUCUCACUUAGAACAGCCCGAAAACACUUCAUCACCAAUUUCCAAAUCAGGCAAUCAUUCCGUCGUCCCAGCAACCGAGGCUCCACCACAUUCCGGUCGGUCCGAGAUAGAUGACCCAUCGCUGAUAUCAACGUCUCUACCUGGGAUACCCUCUCAGAUCAGGCCGUCUUGUCGAUCUUCAGCAAUGGACCCAGAAUACUUCAACCAGGCUUUCCUACCCACCAGCCGAAACCAUCGCAAUCCUCCGGUUUCACACCUGUUGAACCUCCCAUUUGAGUUACGGCAUAGAAUCUUGAUUCAUGCCCUAAAACAAAAAGGUAGCAUUGAACUCCAGUACCCAGUCUGGGCCAGCCUCCAAGUAUUCGAUCAACCUUUGUUUCAAACGUGUAGGAGUUUGAGAACUGAGGCAGUCCAAGCGUUCUACGAGGUGAGAGAUUGCAAAGACUUGGCCACGAAGCAUAUCAUACUGACACGAUCUCGUCCACUGAAGGUCAAUGACUUCCUUUGGGUGAUCGACGUGGAAAACAAAUCGAGAUCCGAUCCCUCAACUUAUCCGACCUGUCCUGCCUCAACUGGAAAACUUCGCCAAGCCUCGCCCAAAAAUUAUGCCUACACGAUCCCGAAUUGUCUUCCUUGGGAAUACCCGGACCUGAUGAGACGCCUGAGACAUUUACAAAUCAACAUCUACCUCCCUAGUAACGACCAAAACACCUCUUUGCUUCAAGACCGCUUGUCGGCGCUGGUCCAGUCUCUUGAUCGGGGACGAAGACUUGCGAUUCUCCACGUCCUAGUGACGGCAAAACGUCGCGCCGCUCAAAUUCCGUUAUCGCAAGAUGAAGUCCUGGCUCUGGAGGUCUUGGCUGGGAUGCAAGUCAGAGGGAAAGUUGACCGUGAAUGCGUUGCAGCUGGCGAGGAGGAUGAAAGGUUGAAGUAUCGGGAAAUUUUGGGACUGAAUCUGCAUCUCUCCGCAUUCUAG
This is a messenger RNA of Pseudocercospora fijiensis CIRAD86, 2007 nucleotides long. RefSeq lists its product as uncharacterized. The transcript has 13 exons. The record is from RefSeq and is a predicted model, not a curated record. Bases 1 to 2007 code for a protein of 668 amino acids. NCBI's taxonomy places the organism in Eukaryota, Fungi, Ascomycota, Dothideomycetes, Mycosphaerellales, Mycosphaerellaceae.